CUUCCGGGUUGUGGCUCUGGUAGGUAAACAAUAAUUUGAGGGCAAAAUCACUGACACACGUUUCUAUUUUGUGGCUGAAAAACUAGAAUUGUGCAACUUUUGCCAACAAGGUAGUGGUCCUAUUGUUUUCUGGAAACACAUUAAGCCUCCGUCUGGUCAUGCUGUUCCUUCGGAGGGCGGCCCUCAGCUGCAGAGGUCUGACCGGUCUGCGCUGCAUGCCUGCCAUCGGUUUCACCGCCUCCAGAACCACCGCUACAUACAUCCAGGGCCAGAGCCCGGAACCACGUAUCAGAGAAUACUUCUACUAUAUUGACCACCAAGGACAGCUUUUCCUCGAUGAAACUAAAGUGAAGAACUUUGUCACCUGCUUCAAAGACGUAAAGUUCCUGGUGUUCUUCUUUAGUCGUCUGCGUUCAAAUCAGAGUGGUCGUUACGAGGAGGACUUCCCCUUCUUGUCCCUGUGUGGCAGGGAGAGGAACUUUGUGCGCUGCGACGACCGCCCGGUGGUCUUCACCCACCUGCUGCAGAGUCCUGCGGGGGCCCCGGGAGUCCCUGGAGAUCAGGAGCUGCUGUCAUUCUGCGGUGGCGCGGAUAAGCUGUCUGCCCCGUUCCGCCCAGAGACACUGUACAUGCACCCUGUCAGCGGACGACUCUACCACCCCUGCUCAGAGCGUGAUGGGGGGGUCGGCCUGGUCCGGUCUGCUCUGGCAAUUGAGCUCAGCCCAUUUUUUGUUUAUGCAUCGGAGCACAGCGAAUCAGGACAGCCGACGCACUUUCUCUGGGGUGGACAGAAGCACACAUUAACCAAUGAGCUCGCAGGAUGCUUCCCAACUGUGGAGAAGGGCAGUGGAGAGCAGGAUGAGCUGGGAUAAAUUACCAAAUGAGUCAAAGGUGUGCAUUACAUUUUGAAAUGCUGUCCAGAUAAGCCGUCAGGGUCCCAUACGGGCAACUGGAGACGACUACGUCCUCACAGUGGGGAUCACAAUGUGACCGUUACUGUUUGGAGUCUGAGCUGAUGUGUUUUCCAACACUACUGUAUGCGGUUUGAGAAAUAUGGACUGAUGAUGCAGUGCUUUUUAUUGAAUUGUUUUGCUUGAGACCCCUCAAACAAAGCACCGCCAAUUCCCCUAUAGAUUCUCUCGAUUAAUGGGAAUUAUAUUUAUCGUUCUGAAGUGGUAUAAAUAUUCAGUAUUCACAAUUAAAAAAAUCAGAGGCUUGCUUAUAGGUUGUGGCACCUGUCAAUCAUCUCAAACCUAUUCAUCCUCAAUUUGUUAUGCCAUUAUCCUCUUUAGAAAGAUUCAAGAAAGGUAACCUCGCAAAUAGAGUACAGAUACAUCUAAUUUUUUUUUUUAAAACAGAAAAUCCCAGAUUAAUGCUUAUCCUACAUGGAUAUAACAGAUAAUAUAUCAUUUUUAUAAAAUAUUAAUACCUAAUACAGUAUUGGAUUUAAUAACUAUAAAGAUUGUAUGCAGUGUUGCGGUUGCUUAGAAAUCAUUAAAAAAAAA
Messenger RNA from Gymnodraco acuticeps, 1505 nucleotides. RefSeq names its product chromosome unknown C8orf82 homolog (gene cunh8orf82). NCBI's taxonomy places the organism in Eukaryota, Metazoa, Chordata, Actinopteri, Perciformes, Bathydraconidae. The transcript is spliced from 3 exons. The record is from RefSeq and is a predicted model, not a curated record. Bases 159 to 872 code for a protein of 237 amino acids.